Messenger RNA from Vollenhovia emeryi, 2223 nucleotides. RefSeq names its product odorant receptor 9a-like. The coding region runs from base 1040 to 2206 and encodes 388 amino acids. Gene Ontology annotation, biological process: detection of chemical stimulus involved in sensory perception of smell; sensory perception of smell. Gene Ontology annotation, cellular component: plasma membrane. The record is from RefSeq and is a predicted model, not a curated record. Gene Ontology annotation, molecular function: olfactory receptor activity; odorant binding. NCBI's taxonomy places the organism in Eukaryota, Metazoa, Arthropoda, Insecta, Hymenoptera, Formicidae. The transcript is spliced from 9 exons.
AUUUCUAGAUGCUCGGCAGACAGGGAAUUUUCGACAAGAUUGUGUCACUCUUGGAUACAAGAUAUCAGUGAUUACAGCUUUUUAAGAUAUAAAUGCAUCAGGAUUAGAGCAAACGUUACUUUGGAUUUGGUAGAUCAAGAUCCGAUGAGAAAUACAAAUCGUCUUCAGUUGUUGAAAUAUCAAACUGCCUCUGCACAAUAUAUAUGUACACAACGGUUUUGCAUAAAGAAGAUUCGAAAUUGAUGGCUCUUGAUUAAUGUAUGUAUUAAGUUUGCACUACACUCACAUCAUAACGUGCGGAGCUUCUUCGCAUGAUACGUGUCACGUUCAAAGUAUGACUCGCGGAAUUCGCAUAAUAAUAACGAAACGCUUCCUUUUCGUCCCUGCCACUUGAAAGAAAAAAUAAUAAAAAUAUAUAUCUUGUAUAAAUAAAUGCUAUGACACUUAAAAUGAACGGGACAUUUGCAAAAGUGCGCGUGUCUAGAAAGGCCUUAGAUACGUAACAGCUAACAGAUGAAUGAGAUGACAAGAGAACGUCCCAUUCCGUUUAUAAAAUUGUUUAAACUGCACAAUUUGAAUCAUAAUAUGCACAUAAUAAUUAAAAUACGCAUGCUUUUAUAUUAUAAGAAUGUUAUGCAAGAGCUGUUGGCGAAUAUAUAUUGAAAACAUAAAAAACAUGAUAUUUUCGUUAUUUGCAAUAAGUGAAACAAAAAAAAUGGUUGCACAGAAAGUUUUUUUAAGAGUAUCUUGUAACUGAAAAAUAUAACAUUGUAUUAUAUCGUAUGGAGAUGAUGAAUUUACGUGAAACAAUGGAAAUUUCCUAGCAAAACCGUAGGCUUCGAGAUGCACAUUGUGCUCGACAGUCCGGCUAUUAACUACGACUAUAAGCGAGCAAUUAAAAUAAUUUUGUGAUGGUGCCGACAGAACGCUCACAGAGAGAAUUAUUAAAGGCAAUGGUGCGAAUGGAUGAAACGUUGAAAGUUCCCUGCAGUUCUCUCUGAGCACAUUGUCCUUCUACAGUUCUAUUGAUAGGUGUGAAAUGCAGUUCUUUGAUGGGCGGAAUUACAGGAUCAAUAAAGUCCUUCUAUCGUGUGUCGGACAAUGGCCAUAUCAAACGAAUAGAAGUAGCAAUGCUAUUAUUGUCAUCAUAGUGUCUUUAGCUGGCACGCAAUUUAUCGCCAAGAUAUGUGGUUUACUCUCUAUUGACAACGUUGAUGUAUUUAUCGAUUCUCUUUCACCAAUGGUAGUCGAUAUAGGAUGUGGAGUAAAAUUAAUCACUUGCAUCUUAAAAGCAACAGAGAUCAGAGCACUUUUCGAUCAAAUACAAUACGAUUGGCAAUUAUUAAUGACAUCUCCAUACAUCAAGAUUCUUAAGAAUUAUGCGCAAAAUGGGCGGACGUUUACAAUCAUAUACGCGAGCGCCUUUUAUUCCGCGCUGGUGUUCUUCAUGUUAGUACCAUUGCAACCAUUAUUACUGGGUUCUUCUUCAAAUGAUACAGCUCGACCAUUGUUACACCAAGUUGAGUACUAUAUCGAUAUGGAGAAAUAUUACUUUCCAAUCUUAAUUCAUGGAUACGUUACAGCCGUCAUUUGUGUAAGCAUAGCCAUCGCGGCAGACACAAUGUACGUAAUAGUAGUGCAGCAUGUCUGUGGACUAUUUAUGAUCAUCGGGCAACAACUUGAAAAAUCAGUAAAAGAAGGUAAUCUAGAAAUAAAUUUUAAACCAUCUAUAAAAGAUGAUAAGCCGUAUGAAAAUAUAGUAAACAACAUUUAUGCACACAAGAGAGCUCUAAGAUUUGCCAGUCUCAUUGAAGCAGCUUUCAGCCAAAUGUUUCUUAUAAUAGCGGGUUUCAACAUGCUCAUCAUAAGUAUGACAGGCGUUACUGCAGUUACAAAUGUGGACCAGCCAGAAGAGUUUUUAAGACAAAUAACAUUCUCAUGCGCAUUAUUAGUGCAUCUAUUUUUUGAGAGUUUUCAAGCGCAACGUCUAAUCGACCACAGCACAUAUAUUCACACCAGUUUAAUGAACAUAGCAUGGUAUCAAACUUCAUCUAGAACAAGGAAAAUCUUAAUUUUUAUGAUAAUGAAAACGCGAGAACCUUGUGUAUUAACAGCAGGAAAAAUGUUUGUUAUAUCUAUGGAUACGUUCUCUACGAUUGUACGUACAUCGGUGUCAUAUUUUACAAUGUUGCGGUCGGUGCAAUAGUUGAUUUCUUGAACAAG